Messenger RNA from Rhipicephalus sanguineus (brown dog tick), 1794 nucleotides. RefSeq lists its product as uncharacterized. The transcript has a single exon. Lineage: Eukaryota; Metazoa; Arthropoda; Arachnida; Ixodida; Ixodidae. The record is from RefSeq and is a predicted model, not a curated record. Bases 1 to 1794 code for a protein of 597 amino acids. Gene Ontology annotation, molecular function: zinc ion binding; nucleic acid binding.
AUGAAAUGGACAAGCUCAAGGGCGAAGCGGACUUCACGACGAUCUUUGAACAGCCGGAUCAUCAAUGAGGCAAGUGCCCUACUUCGCAACGACUCCGCAACGCAUGAGCAGCUCGAUUCCAUCUACGAGAGGCUCAAAACGAACAACGAUGCGUUGAACAAGAUCAACAACGAGUUAGAGAGCGUCAUCACGGACGAGGACUUCCAAUCCGAGUACGAAACAAUUUUAGAGUAUGAAGACAACGCGACGCGCAUUCUCGCCGAGCUCAUAAGCCGUCGGAACCGCAUUUCAAGCACACCAGCAGAAGAGGGACCGGGGUCGGGGCCGGCUACCAAUGUGAUCGCUACACCAUCAGAGAGGACGGGAGCCAAGCUGCCGAAGCUCACGAUCGCGCCCUUUUCUGGAGAUGUGUGUAAAUGGACGGAGUUCUGGGAGCAGUUUCUCCAGAUUGUCCACAACAACGUCACCCUGACUACGACGGAGAAAUUCCACUAUCUGCGACAGUUUUUAAAAGGAGACGCUGCCUCAGCGGUGGCCGGUCUUCCCACGACUGAAGCAUGUUAUAAGGACGCUGUAUACUUACUACAGAAGCGCUUCGGGGACAAGACCCGCCAAGAGCAGGAAUACUUUGCAAGAUUGCGUCAGCUGACUCCUGUUCGAGCAUCUGGUGAUACAAGAGCCCUCCGACAACUCUACGACCACGUGCUCGUGAACAUCCGAGGGCUGGAGUCACUGGGUGUGCAGCGGUCUUCAUUUUCGUCGAUGCUCUGCGACGUCAUACUUAGGGCAUUACCCCGAGACGUCGUGGUCCUGUAUCACCGUACCUGUGCCGCACAAGCUGAGAAUGAUGCCGCGGACAACGCAGGGCUGGACGGUCUCCUGAAGCUCCUUUCGGUCGAACUGGAGAGUUUGGAAAAAAGCGACUAUAAGGAUAGCAGCGGACGAGACAGCGGGGCUCAACAUGUGGCGACCCAGCCAGCCCGUAGUCGGCCUUGGAAGCAGCCUACGUCAUCUGUUCUCCAUACGAAAUCGACUCGUGAUUAUCAGCACUACAACGAGAUGUGUGCGUUCUGUUCAUCCAAGCAGCACUCCACGGAAGCGUGUCCUACCGACAUGUCCCUGACGCAAAAGAAGCAAGUGCUGUCGAGUGACAAAAGGUGCUUCCGAUGUACCACGAAAGGCCACAGGGCACGCGACUGCAAGCGGAGGAUCUCGUGUUCGAAGUGCAAAGGCCGACAUGCCUCGAGUAUGUGUGACCCAGACAGGAUUCCACAGGACUCGCACCAAGCCGCCCGGACUGACCGUGCAAGUGCGACAGUUUGCUCAUCACUAGGGAGACGACGGCGAAGCAACGAUGGAUACAAUGCGUGCGUCUUCCUCCAAACUUUCCGAGCCUGGGCGGUAAGCGAUCACAACUGCCGCUACGUGCGAGGUGUAUUCGACGGUGGCAGUCAGCGUACCUUUUUCACCGAGGAGUUGUCACGACACUUGGGCUUAAAAUGCCUCGGAUCCAUAAACAUGGCUGUCAACACCUUCGCCAGUGCCUCAAACCAAGCGGCCGAAAAUCGACGAAUAGUAGAGCUUCGCUUACGAAGUCAGUUUUCUGACAUGGAGGUUUCGCUAAGUGCAAUUGAGAUUCCGCACAUCUGCCAAGACAUCGACGAAACAAGAAUGGAAGUCUCAUUCGUCGCUUCUUUUAAGAAAUUGGGAAGGGACGUAGCCGAUGAACUCGCACACGCAUCAGUGAUCACACAAAGUGGAAUCAGCGUGCUGAUCGGCUCUGAUCAAAUGUGA